AUGCAGAAAGUGCAAGAGUAUCAUAAGAACAUGGAUUUGCUACAAGCAUUGUAUGCAAAGGAAAAUCGGACAACAUUUGAGGAGGGUGUGAUUGAGACACUAACAGCAUGGGUAGCGGCGGAUUCGCUUGACGAGUAUGUGCGAAUUAGUGAAAGCACAGUUCGAAUAGCAUUGAUGAAAUUCACGAAGGGGGUCAUCACGAAAUUUGGUGCGGAGUACUUGAGACGGUCUACUCCAGACGAUUUGGCUAGACUACUCAGAUUCGGUCAUCACGAAGGGGGUCAUCACGAAAUUUCCGGGCAUGGACAAUAUCAAGGAAGAGCUGGUGUUGCUACUUUAGUUCUUGAAGCUGUUGCUGAUCGUGACUUAUGGAUAUGGCAUUCUUUCUUCGGGAUACCAGAUUCGUGCAAUGACCUAAAUGUUCUUCACCGAUCUCUUGUGUUUAGGGAUGUUUUAGAAGGUCGAGAACCACCCGUGCAGUUUACGGUGAAUGGUAACCAAUAUGAUAAGGGUUAUUAUCUCACUGAUGGUAUAUAUCCGAAUUGGGCAACAUUCAUUCAAUCAGUUACAUGUCCUCAAACUCUCAAGGACAAGUUAUUUGCUCAACACCAAGAAGGAGCUCGAAAAGAUGUAGAAAGAGCAUUUGGGGUGCUGCAAUCUCGGUUUGCUAUUGUUCGUAGACCAUCCCUCGCAUGGGAUGAGGAAAUUCUCAAUGACAUCAUGUUGUCUUGCAUUAUCAUGCACAACAUGAUUGUGGAAGAUGAACGAGAUACGUAUGCACACUACACAGAUACUACCGAAUUCACUACCAACAUAAGUAAUAAUAGGGACGAAUUUGAAUAUUAUCAUGAUCGAAUCGUAGAUAUCAACCAGUACAUGGCCAAUAGAGAUGCAGUUGAAGAUCAACAUGUGCAUCAUUCCUUGAAACGUGAUUUGGUUGCCAAUAUAUAG
Messenger RNA from Beta vulgaris subsp. vulgaris (sugar beet), 951 nucleotides. RefSeq lists its product as uncharacterized. The transcript has 3 exons. Lineage: Eukaryota; Viridiplantae; Streptophyta; Magnoliopsida; Caryophyllales; Amaranthaceae. The record is from RefSeq and is a predicted model, not a curated record. Bases 1 to 951 code for a protein of 316 amino acids.